AUGAGCCAAGAGAGGAAAGACCAUCAACUUCAACGAAGGAAGAAACUAGCCGAAAUCCAGAAGCUUGUGGUAGAAUACCGUGGAAUUAUCAUUGAUGCUAUAACUACUGAAGACCUUGUAAAUUUGUCUCCAGGCCAUGAGCUGCUGGAGGCCAGCAGGAGGGACGGACAGGUCAUGCUUUCCGGACUACCCAUUGGUGGACUCAGCGUGGCCAACUCCUUGCCCUUGGUGGACAUGCGGUCUUUGGCCCUGCCUUCUCCCUGCGCCCCCAUCUGGUGUCUGCGCUAUAAGUAUCCCGGACCAGAGGACUCCCUCCAGAAGUUCGCUGCGCCUUUCACAAAGAGUUUUCCGCAGCCCCAGGACGGUGCCCGCGCCCGCCGGGAGCAGCAGUUGCACCAGGUGGCAUCCGGGGUGGUGUCAGUGAAAAGCAGCCUGAGGAAGAUGCUGCUUUCCAGGGAGAAGGAGCGCCAAGGCGCACUGUAUGAGGGCGUGGGGGACCGCAUGGAUGACUCCAAGCACUCCUUCAAGGUGAAUCUUGAAAGAAGUACAUGUAAAUUACAGAAUUUCAUCAAGAAGAAAUGCAGACCAAAUGUAUGUGAUGAUAUGAAUGCCACUCCUUUGCAUUAUGCUGCAGCAGAAGGUCAAGUGGAGCUGAUGGAGAUGAUCAUCAAUGACUCCUGCUGUGAUGUAUUGAAUGUGAAGGACAACUAUGGAAACACCCCUCUGUACUGGGCUGCAGAAAAAAACCAGGUCAAAAGCAUUCAGUUCCUUCUCAUCAGAGGUGCAAACCCCAACCUCCGAAACAACAACAUGAUGGCACCACUCCACGCAGCUGUGCAGUGCUGCCACAAUGAGGUGAUGAAGGUCUUGAUUGAGCACAGAAGUACUAAUAUUAAUUUGGAAGGAGAAAAUGGAAACACAGCUGUGGUCAUCGCAUGCUGCAAAGAUAAUAGUGAAGCUCUGCAAAUUUUGCUAGAUAAAGGAGCUAAGCCUUGCGUACCAAAUAAACUGGGAUGUUUCCCUAUCCACCAGGCUGCAUUUUCAGGUGCUAAAAAAUGCAUGGAAAUAAUAUUAAGUUUUGGUGAAAAACAAGGGUAUAGCCGACAGUCUCACAUUAAUUUUGUUAGUAAUGGGAAACACAGCCCUCUCCACAUGGCUGUUCAAAGUGGAGACUUGGAAAUGAUUAAAAUGUGCCUGGACAAUGGUGCACAGAUAGAGCUGAUGGAGAAUAGGAAGUGCACAGCCCUUCAUUUUGCUGCCACCCAAGGAGCCACGGAUAUUGUUAAAUUGAUGGUAUCUUCCUAUUCUGGUGACUCUGAUAUUAUUAAUGUGUUGGAUGGAAAUCAGGAGACACUACUUCACAGAGCUUCAUUGUUUGAUCACCAUGAACUUGCAGAAUAUUUAAUUUCAAUGGGAGCAGAUAUUAAUAGCAUUGAUUCUGAAGGACGUUCUCCGCUUCUGUUAGCAACUGCCUCUGCAUCUUGGAAUAUUGUGAAUUUGCUACUCUCGAAAGGUGCCCAUGUAAACAUAAAAGAUUAUCUUGGACGUAAUUUUUUGCAUUUGACUGUACAGCAACCCUGUGGAUUAAAAAAUUUGCAACUUGAGUUUAUGCAGAUGCAACAUAUUAAAGAGUUGGUCAUGGAUGAAGACAACAAUGGCUGUACCCCUCUACAUUAUGCUUGUAGACAGGGAGUUCCUGUCUCGGUAAAUAACCUACUUCACUUCGAUGUGUCCAUUCAUUCCAAAAGCAAAGAUAAGAAAUCACCCCUGCAUUUUGCAGCCAGUUACGGACGUAUCAAUACCUGCCAGAGGCUCCUACAAGAUAUAACUGAUAUGAGGCUUUUGAAUGAAGGUGACAUUCAUGGAAUGACUCCUCUCCAUCUGGCAGCCAAAAAUGGACAUGAUAAAGUUGUUCAUCUUCUCCUGAAAAAAGGCGCGCUAUUUCUAAGUGACUAUUAUGGCUGGACUGCUUUGCAUCAUGCUUCCCUGGGUGGGUACACACAGACCAUGAAGGUCAUUCUGGAUACCAAUUUGAAGUGCACAGAUCAGCUGGAUGAAGAAGGGAACACUGCGCUUCACUUUGCCGCAAGGGAAGGCCAUGCCAAAGCUGUUGCACUUCUUUUGAGCCACAAUGCUGAUAUUGUCCUGAACAGGCAGGAUGCCUCCUUUUUGCAUGUUGCAAUUCACAACAAAAGAAAGGAUGUGGUUCUUACUACCAUCAGGAGUAAAAGAUGGGAAGCAUGUUUUAAGACAUUUAAUCACUAUUCUCAAAGUAAUAAAUGUCCUGUCAUGGAAAUGGUGGAAUAUCUCCCAGAAUGCAUGAAAGUACUUCUAGAUUUGUGCAUGCUACACUCCACAGAUGACAAGUCAUGCCGGGACUACCAUAUCGAGUAUAAUUUUAAGUAUCUUCAAUGUCCACUAGAAUUCACCAGAAAAUCUACUCCUUUAAAGAACGUCAUGUACGAGCCUCUUACAACACUCAAUGUCAUGGUACGACAUAACCGCAUAGAACUUCUCAACCAUCCUGUUUGUAAAGAAUAUUUAUGUAUGAAAUGGCUGGCUUAUGGGUUUAAAGCCCAUAUAAUGAAUUUGGGAUCUUAUUGUCUUGGUCUCAUACCUAUGACUUUGCUUGUUAUCAACAUAAAGCCAGGAAUGGGUUUCAACUCAACUGGAAUCAUCAAUGAAACAAGAAAUCAUUCAGAAAUGUUAGACACCAAGAAUUCCUACGCUAUAAAAGUCUGUAUGAUAUUAGUUUUUUUAUCAAGUAUACUUGGAUAUUGCAAAGAAAUAGCCCAAAUUUUCCAACAGAAAAUGAAUUACUUUGGGGAUUAUAGCAAUGGAGCUGAAUGGAUUAUCUAUACAACCAGCAUCAUUUUCGUGUUGCCCUUGUUCAUUAGUAUACCAGCUUAUGUGCAGUGGCAGUGUGGAGCAAUUUCUAUAUUCUUCUAUUGGAUGAACUUCUUAUUGUAUCUUCAGAGAUUUGAAAGUUGUGGAAUUUUCAUUGUUAUGUUGCAAGUAAUUAUGAAAACCUUGUUGAGGUCCACAGUUGUUUUUAUUUUCCUUCUUAUGGCAUUUGGACUCAGCUUCUAUGUUCUUCUGAGUUUACAGGAUGCCUUCAGCAAUCCAUUGCUUUCUAUCAUCCAGACCUUCAGCAUGAUGCUUGGGGAUAUCAAUUAUCGUGAUUCGUUUCUAGAGCCCUUUUUGAGGAAUGAAUUAACAUACCCAGUUCUAUCCUUUGUACAACUCAUUACCUUCACAAUGUUCGUUCCUAUUGUCCUCAUGAAUUUGCUUAUUGGUUUGGCAGUUGGUGACAUUGCUGAGGUACAGAAACAUGCAUCAUUGAAGCGGAUGGCUAUGCAGGUGAAACUUCAUACCAGCUUAGAGAAGAAGCUGCCACUCUGCUUCCUCCGCAAAGUGGAUCGGCAGAGCAUCAUUGUGUAUCCCAACAGACCCAGAUACCAUGGGGGAGUGAUAUAUAUAUUUCAAUAUAUCUUCUCCAUGCAAGAAGCAAAACAAGAAAUACCAAAUGCUGAUACAUCUUUAGAAACAGAAAUAUUGAAGCAAAAAUACCGGCUAAAAGAUCUCACUUCUCUUCUGGAAAAACAGCAUGAGCUUAUUAAACUUAUCAUUCAGAAGAUGGAGAUCAUCUCAGAGACGGAGGACGAAGAUGACCACACUUCUUAUCAAGACAAGUUUAAAAAAGAGCAGCUAGAACAAAAGAAUAGCAAAUGGAAUUCAGUGUUGAAAGCGGUAAAGACACAGGGAGCUUAUCAUUAG
Molecule: messenger RNA, 3777 nt
Organism: Chrysochloris asiatica (Cape golden mole)
Lineage: Eukaryota; Metazoa; Chordata; Mammalia; Afrosoricida; Chrysochloridae
Gene: TRPA1
Product: transient receptor potential cation channel, subfamily A, member 1
Exons: 29
Coding region: 1-3777 (1258 amino acids)
Biological process (GO): transmembrane transport; monoatomic ion transport
Cellular component (GO): membrane
Molecular function (GO): monoatomic ion channel activity; protein binding
Source: RefSeq, a predicted model, not a curated record